This is a messenger RNA of Porites evermanni, 2823 nucleotides long. The record is from the annotation of a GenBank genome assembly. Lineage: Eukaryota; Metazoa; Cnidaria; Anthozoa; Scleractinia; Poritidae.
AUGGCGGGCGAAGACGACUGCUUCGAUGAAGAUCUUCUUUUCAAAGAAUUUGAGGUAGAAAAGGCGAAAAAGACCGUCAUAGGAGAAAAUGAGGGCUGCAAUGAGAAAAGGUCAUCGAAAUCUUUAAAAAAAGAGAAUGUACGCCUAAAGAAAGCUCUGAAAACUUUGAUCAGUAUGUUGAGGGUCGCUCAUGCUCCAACAACGGGAAGCGAAAGUUCAACGCCGGAAGCAUGUUUACCUCUGUUUCAGGCAGUCUUUUUUGAUAACAGGGCAUCUAUAAGAAACAGAGAAAAAGUCGAGGAGUUUGUGCAAUCUCUACAGCAACGCAACUCCGAGAAUGGCGACGAGAGAGAAUCGUUUGGUAGCGAGAAUUUUCCGCCAUCUAUCUUUGAACUCAAUUAUGAACUGGAGAAGCUUACCAGCCAAGGUGAUGGUUGCAGUACGUCGAUGGCUGUUAUAAGUUCUCUUCAGUACUACGAUCAAUACUGCAUAGACUGUUGUGGGCUUCCUCUGAUUGACUAUAAUCCCAACAUUAGUGACGGAUGGAAUAUUCCAAAAUAUGAACAGGUUUAUUUCAGUGUUUUGCCCCAUGAUGAAGAGACGCCGAGGGUAAAGAUAAAACAAAGUAGGGCUUGUUUUAACUGUGGCAACUUUGGCCACAAUGUUCAAGACUGCCCUGAACCCCGAGAUUUUGCCAGAAUUAGUGCAAAUAAGAGAGAGUUUGUCAAUAAAUUUGUCUCCCCUAUAACUGGUAACUUAAAAUCCGCAAAAAGGAGGUACCAUGGUGAUGAAUCAGUUGAAAAGCGCUUUGAAGAGUUUAAACCAGGAACAAUAAGUGACAACCUUAAAGAAGCCCUUGGACUUGGUCAAGAAGACCUUCCUUUGUACAUUUAUAGAAUGCGAUAUCGUGGUUAUCCCCCGGGGUAUUUACCAAAGGCAGCAAGACCAAGCUUACUUCUUUAUGAUGGGGAUGGUAACAUUGAUGAUUACGUUGUUGAAGAAGAUGAUGUUCACAUUUCUCUUAUUGAGUAUCCUGGAUUCAAUGUUCCUCUUCCAGAAGGUGAAAUAUUUACCGUUGUAGCAUUUUUAGAAAGCUUGUUCAGCUUAUGAAAGUCAUUCAAUUCAGGUAUAUCGGAGGAUUUGACAAUAUUUUACAAGGAGAAAAUUGAGUUUGAGGCUACCAGGCUCACACAAACCUUAGUUAAAUUCAAAAUAAAUUUUUUACUCUUUCAUCACCAGUGGACCCUUGUGAAGCUAAAGCAAAAAAUUUUCUGAACACAGAUGACCUCUUAAGCAGCUAUAUAUCGGGGAUUGAAAUCCCCAAUAUUUAUGUAAGACAAACUCUUCUGGUUUCUGCAUGUUUGCUUUUUUUAAUAGGGAGAAAAUAGCAAACUUUGAUUUUAAUUCUCAUAACCUGUUUGUUUGAUCAUCUUCGGUUACUACUGGGAGAAACUUGAUUAUGAUCACUAUUGAGAGGGUUUAGCAGCGUCUGGUAGCACCUUACAACUUUACCUUUUCCCUUCAAGACUAGAAACAUCAAAGUUUUUGAACAGAACAUAUAUGCUGGCAACCCUAGUUUUUGCAGAUUUAGAGAGUUGGGCUCUGUGCAAUUUUUCUGACUUAGAGCUCAGCCUUGCUACGCACACUUUUUUUCUAUUAGGUGUAAGAGACAACUCAGCUAAGAUGGGAUUUCCACCGAUGCAGAUGCAUCAGCAUAUUGACAACUUAGCAGCUAUGUUUAGACACACAAGAGGACUUGCAAACAGGGGAACAUUGAAUCAAACCAAGAAAAGAAAAAGACCAGAGCUGGACCGAGAAGAAGAGGAUAUGGAAGUUGAGGAAGAUGGUAAAAAGAAUUAUUACUAAUAACCAAUGUGUUUCAUUUGAAAUAGACAGUGUUGGACCCCCAUAUGAGGAAAUGCCAAAGCACUGAAAAAGUAAUAAUAGCAAACAAUAAUGAAUAAUGGAAUGAUUCAUUAUACCAGGGUUAUUUCAUAUUGAGAUCCUGUCCCAUGCAUAUUACUAUAACUGGAAAGGGGAAUAGUUAAACCUGAGUUUUGCUCAGGGUUUCAUUCUAGUGGGUCCGAUUACUGUAACUGCAUCAGGGUUUUCAUUUGAUUUUGUCUUGAAGAUUGUUUUUUCUUUGACAUUUUAAUUUUCUGUGGAAGAAAACAUUCUUGCUUUGUAGUGCAUUUAAAGGGUUAGGAAUUUCAUUAUUUCGUUGUUUAUCCUCUUACAGGUGGAAAGAAUACAUCAGUAGAGUUUGGAUCUGCAGUUGUUAAGAGAACAAAGUAUGAUUUCGGUGAAGACAGCACUCAGGAAGACAACCCUGGCUACUCUCCCUCCCACCCUGGUGUUCAGUGUGGAUCAGAAGAAGAGGAACUUCUGAAACGUUUCAGAAAGCACAGUGCAAGUGGCACCUCACAUCACCCUCCCUCAGGAGGCAGUUUAACAAGCAAAUCAAAGAUGAAGAGGAAGAAUAGCUUAGAAGAAGGUGAGGUGAUCUCUGAUUGUGAAGGUGAGCUGGAUGAUGGAGACGAAGAAGAAGAUGAUUUCCCUGAGACCAGUCUUGGCUGGUGGCUGAAGGAGCCAUUAGAGGCUGUGUCCAGUACUCAGCCAAAGCUUUCACCUCCUCCUAAACCCUCGGUACAGCUUCCUCUGGAGGCACUAUCAAGAUUCUACACCAACAGCACAGUGCUGCAGAAGAUGAGCUUUGAGGAUAGAGUUAUGUGGCUGGAUCCCAUAUAUGGUAACAUCCAACCGGUGUCUGGGCGAUAUGACAAGCUGCGUCAACUACUAGGAAAAAGGAGUGUCACCAAGUAG